CACUCCGCGAUGAGGGGGGCAUGUGGAGCCGACUGUUGUUGGGACAGAUGAGUUUCUCGGAGCCUGAACUUCGGCAGUUCUUGUAAACAUGAUCUCGCUCUCUUGCGUUUUGGCGCUCGGCUUGUUUUCCUCCGCGCUGGGCAGAGACUUCCAAGUGGGGGGAAACACGCCAGGUGAGAAGAGGCUGCAGUUUGGCAGGGAUGGGGUGCGACGGAGUCCGGGGAAACGCAGCGCAGGACUGAAUGAACAGACGUGUGCGAGUCUGGCUGACGCGGAGGCAACGCUGCGCGACAGCAGCCACAGCUUCUCAUUCAAAGUGAGAACCAUGGGUUCGCUGUCGCUGGCCUGGGUGGGAGACGGAACAGGGGUGCUGCUGGUCCUGACCACGUUUCAGCUCCCGCGCUUUAUGAUCCGCUUUGGCCAGUCUAACCUCUACAGGAGUGAGGACUACGGGAAGACGUUCACAGAUGUGACUCACCUGAUCAACCACACCUUCAUCCUGACUGAGUUUGGCAUUGCCAUCAGUCCUGACCACUCGGGCAAGGUGAUCCUGACCGGCGACGUGUCGGACGUUGGGGGAUUUCAACUGUUUCGCUCCCAGGACUUCGGCAGCACCUUUGUUCCAGGCAUUCUGCCUUUCGAGCCCCUCAUUCAGAUGCUGUACAACCCGGCAGACUCCAAUGUGCUUCUGACGCUCAGCCUGAAGUUGGACCUUUGGCUGUCUGAGGACUUUGGCGCCACCUGGAGGAAGCUCCAUGACCGUGCGUGCUUGGUCAGAUGGGGUCCAAACAACAGCAUCUACUUCACAGCAGCCUACAAUAAUUCAUGCAACGAUAAAGGAACGCUGGAGUUAAUAAAGACGAGCGACUACGGUCGAAGCUUCUCGACCAUCGCGAAAAGUGUCUUCUCCUUCGUGCUGGGAGGGAAGUUCGUCUUUGCCUCCAUCAUGACUGGCACGGGCACGGAGCGCAUGAUCCACGUGUCCGUGGACGGAGGUGAGGUGUGGAACAUCGCUCAGGUGCCCACCGUCAACCACGAGCAGUUCUACUCCAUCCUGGCAGCCACGCAGGACAUGAUAUUCAUGCACGUGGACGACGCCGGCGACUCCGGCGUCGGAACCGUCUACGUGUCCGACGACAGGGGGACCGUGUUCUCCAAGUCCCUGGAGCGACACCUCUACACGCUCACAGGAAGUGACACGGACUUCUCCGCCGUCUCCUCCCUCAGGGGCGUCUACAUGACCAGCGUGCUCACGGAGGACGGUGCAGUGGAAUCGGUCAUCACCUUCGACCAAGGAGCAAAGUGGCAGGCGCUGCGCAGACCUGAGAACAGCCACUGUGACACCGAGACCUCUGCUAACAGGCCCACCAGAUGCACACUUCACAUCCACGGCUCCUACAGCACCAGCAUGAAGAUGAACGUCCCCAUGCUGCCUCUGUCCCAGCCCAGCGCUCUGGGCCUCAUCCUGGCGCACGGCAGCGUUGGCGACGCUGAGUCGACGGUGUGGCCGGACGUGUACGUGUCCGAUGACGGCGGCUACACGUGGCUCCUGGCUCUCAGGGGCCCUCAUCACUACGCCAUCCUAGACUCGGGGGGCCUGCUGGUGGCUGUGGAGCACACCAAUUCACCCGUCAACCAGAUCAAGUUUUCAACUGACGAGGGGCAGUGCUGGCAUACGUACAACUUCACCAAUGACCCAAUCCACUUCAGUGGGCUGGACAGCGAGCCCGGGUCCCGCUCCAUGAACGUCAGCCUGUGGGGCUACAGGAACGACUUCAACAAAUGGGUGGUGAUCACCGUGGACUUCCAAAAACUCCUCACCAGAGACUGCACGGAAGCCGACUACGUGGAGUGGCUGGCCCACUCUGCGGACCCCGCCGGGUCCAGCGAUGGCUGCGUGCUGGGCUACAAGGAGACCUUCCUGCGUCUGAGGAAAGACUCCGUGUGCUGGAAGGGGAGAGACUACGCCAUGACCCAGAGAGCGUCUGCCUGCCCGUGCACACUGGGGGAUUAUCACUGUGACUUUGGCUACUACCGACCAGACAACAGCUCCGAGUGUGUGGAGCAGGAGGAGAUGAAGGGGCGUCCCCUGGAGUUCUGUUUGAACGGAACCACUGAACAGCUGCAGACCAGUGGUUACCGAAAGAUUCCAGGAGACCAGUGUGAAGGAGGUUUCCAGCCGGAGAGGAAGGAAACCAACCUGUGGAGGAUGUGCAUCAGCAGUGCCCUUUAUCCAGAUUCUCUGAGCGAAUCCACUCCUCCAAACACGGCUGUCGUGGUGCUGGUUGUCAUAGCGAUCCUUCUGACGAGCGCUGUCGUGGGAGUUUGGCUGAUUAAGAAAUACGUCUGUGGAGGCCGGUUUCUUGUCCACCGAUACUCUGUCAUGAGGGAAAAUGUCGAGGCCAACAAAAUAGAAGGUGUUGACGAUGUUGACACCCACUACAUGGAGACAGGAAAAGCUCAGUACAAUGAGGAUUCAGAUCAGGACCUGCUAGAAUAAGUCUCAGCACGCUCUGUAACGAUGCCUCAGCACCUACUGCUUCCACAUGCUGAUUAACAGCUGCUUCCCACGUCUCGCUUUCCCCUGGUGGCUGGAGGACUCGGCAGCAGCGGGGCCAUUUCUCCCAUUGCUUCCUUAUAUCAGUUGAGGCCCCACAAAAAAAGGCAGAUCGCUGGUUUGGGGAGGGGAAACAAAUCUUCUCCAUUCCCUGGAGAGCUUGUGUGCGUUCUGUCGGAGCGAGUUCUGUCAAGUUGGUUGAGAUUGAAUAUGUUUCCGCGCUGACCAGAGAAGAAAUGGCCUUUCCUGAUGCGACGCACUGCAAAAGCUCAAUACUGAGGCUGUCAUAUAUAAGCCUGAUAUUCUUUUAGGAGGAAGUCAAGCAACAGAACGCAGGAAAUUAUCUGUAGGUUUUAGCUCAGAGAUUUUGUCUGCUGUCAAGAUUAGUUUUUUCUGUUCUGUAAAUAUAAACUUAAACAGGCUCCUUCCUUCAUCCGUUGUCACUUCCCAUUUAAAUAGCAGAUAUAGUUUAUUAGUUUAUACUGUAUCAGAACCAAUAUGUGUUUAGAUACAAAAUGUCACCUGACACCAAUGAAAGCAGAAAAUUGUCACUAUUUAAUUAGGAAGAUAAAUUUAAUAAUCAUACCAGAUAAUGUUAACAAUCAUUAUUAAAUAGUUUAAAUUGGUAGAUGAGACAAACAGUAAUGAAGUAGCAACCAAAGUAUCAAAUGGUAUAUAAAGGUUGCUAGUAAAUAAAAAAACUGAUUAGAAAGCAUGUAAUAAUUAUUCCUAAAACGUCUUAGCACCCAGUGAAACUAACAUCUUUAUAAUUAGUCAUAGAAGCAGUUUUUACAGUGUACCUUCUAACAACCAAUUUCUUCUGCUCCCCUGUUUGUGUGUGUGUGUGUGUGUGUGUGUGUGUGUGUGUGUGUGUGUGUGUGUGUGUGUGUGUGUGUGUGUGUGUGUGUGUGUGUGUGUGUGUACUUGUUCUAGUACUCGUACUUGCGUCAAAGUGAGAACAAUAAAACGUAUUUUCCUACCAAAUGGAGGACAUUUUAACAAAGUGAGGACAUUUUGGACGCUAGUCCUUUAAAGGCCUGUUUGAGGGUUUAGAUGUGAUUUUAGGGCUAAGGUUAGAAUUGAGUUUUUGUUCGGAUUAGAGCAAAGGUUAGAGGUCUGCCUUUACUGUAGGUGUGAUGGUUAGGGUUACGGGCUAGAAAAGGCAAUGGAGGUCCUCACUUCUAUGUAAGUACAAGUGUGUGUGUGUGUGUGUGUGUGUGUGUGUUUGGUGGAAAUGAAAGACUUGAAUUGUUUGCCAAAGCACUUUUGCUGUUUAAUUUUCUAGCUGAAACUGAACUCAUUUUAAAACAGACCCUUUACUUGAACUUUUAGAUAUUUCUGUGAAGGCUCAUUGUGUUACUGUUGCGUUAUUGUGUUUUGCAUUUGCUUUUGUGUGGUGUUUUCCAUAUACAGUAUAGCCAAUACCAAUAUGCAUUUGUCUGUAGAUCUUAAUGUGGGUGCAGCCAAAAUUAUCCGAAUAAUCAUUUUUAAAGAGCACACUACAAAUUUGGCAACAGAAGAACUGUCACAGUGUCAGUCAAUCUAUAGUCUGUGACAUAUUACCAUAAAACUAUUAGGAUACUACUGUAUAAAUCUUCUUUUGUUUAGCAAUGUCCAAACUAAUUCUCAGAGGUUGCAUGAUAUUUACAGUAAUAAUAAAACAAAAGUUUAAUGUGAGACCAUUUUUACAAGUAUGACAGGUCCCUUAAUAUUUUGCUGGCUAUCAUUUUUGGGCUGCAUUCUAAAACCUGUCAAAUUAAAAACAAGCAGGGCUUUGGUCCGCUGUUUGUAUUCUCCAGCAGAGGCAAUAAUACCCCAGCGAAUAAGCUAAAAUGGCCUAAUGUAGAGGCAUAUUCUCAAGGUUUGUUGGAUGGUUGCUUGCUGUUCCAUUAUUUACGCAUGUGUUAGAACAAAGCCAGCUAUUUACUGGAUCCAAUGAUGUGUUUUGCACUGUAAAUACAGAUCUGUGAAAAUGUUGCAUUUGUGACUCCUUGUACAUGUAAAGUUUAAAACACGAGGGCCGUGAAUUGUGAUCUUCCAUUCAGUUUUCUUUGCUGAUAUCGUAGCGCGUUUUUAAAUUAAACCACCUUGUAGCAUA
Betta splendens (Siamese fighting fish) is the source of this 4655-nucleotide messenger RNA. RefSeq names its product sortilin-like. Gene Ontology annotation, molecular function: protein binding. The record is from RefSeq and is a predicted model, not a curated record. The transcript has 19 exons. Gene Ontology annotation, biological process: endocytosis; Golgi to endosome transport; vesicle organization. Lineage: Eukaryota; Metazoa; Chordata; Actinopteri; Anabantiformes; Osphronemidae. Bases 89 to 2500 code for a protein of 803 amino acids. Gene Ontology annotation, cellular component: membrane; Golgi apparatus.